AUGUCUCACAAAACUGAUAAUGAAGACUAUUUCGAUCUCGGAAGAUACACUCGCAGAGUAAGCACAGCCAACCCAGCGGCGCAGAAAUGGUUCGACAGAGGUUUGGUCUGGAGCUACGCUUUCAACCACGAAGAAGCGACUGUGUGCUUUGAGAAGGCGAUCGCAGAGGACCCGCACUGCUUGCUUGCGUACUGGGGUGUUGCAUACACCGUUGGGCCAAAUUACAACAAGCCGUGGGAAGUCUUCGAUGCAGAUGAGGUCGAGAGGAAUUUGAGCAAAGCGGUGGAGGCUGUUCAGACCGCGAAAAAGCACGAGAGUGGAUCGAAUGGCACGCCGGUGGAAGUGGCUCUUCUGGACGCUGUACAAUGGCGAUAUCAACCGAAUGCUGGGACCGACCGAUCGCAAUGGAAUCAAGACUAUGCGCGCGCCAUGGCGGAAGUCUACGAACAGUUCUCCGACGACUUGGAUGUCGCCGCUCUCUACGCCGACUCCCUGAUGAACCUCACCCCGUGGGGCUUAUGGGACCUACGCACAGGCAAGCCAGCAGAAGGCGCGCGUACGCUCGAGGCCAGGGGCAUCCUCGAGCGUGCCAUUGCGCAGAACGGCGGCCAUGAGCACCCCGGUCUCCUCCAUCUGUACAUCCACCUGAUGGAGAUGUCGAGCGCCCCCGAACUCGCUCUCCCGGCAGCAGACAGCCUCCGCGGCCUGGUGCCUGACGGCGGCCACUUGCAACACAUGCCCACCCACCUCGACGUCCUGUGCGGCGACUACCGCCGCGUCAUCGCCUCCAACGCCGACGCCAUCCGCGCCGACGAACGCUGGCUCGCCCGCGCCGGCGCGCUGAACUUCUACUCCCUCUACCGCUCCCACAACUACCACUUCCGCAUCUACGGCGCCAUGUUUGCCGGGCAGUACGGCAUUGCGCUGCAAACGGCCCGUAUGCUCGAAGCCUCGCUCCCUCCUGACCUGCUUCGAAUCGAAUCCCCGCCCAUGGCCGACUGGCUCGAAGGCUUCUUCCCUAUGCGCUUCCACGUGCUCGUUCGCUUCGGCAAGUGGAACGACAUUCUCGCCCUCCCAUUACCGCAGGACGAAGUGCUCUACGCCACAACAACAGCAAUGACGCACUACGCAAAAGGCAUCGCGCUCUCCGCCCUCAACCGCGUCCAAGAAGCAGAAGAGCAACGCGCGCUCUUCCGCGCCGCAGCACAAGCCGUCCCCGCCAGCCGCACAGUCUUCAACAACACCUGCACCGACAUCCUCGCCGUCGGAAGCGCCAUGCUCGACGGCGAACUCGAGUACCGCCGCGGCAACCACGACCUCGCCUUCCAACACCUCCGCCACGCCAUCCACCUAAGCGAUAACCUCCCCUACGACGAACCGUGGGGCUGGAUGCAGCCGCCGCGGCACGCGUACGGCGCACUGCUCCUCGAGCAAGGACGCGUGAAGGAGGCGGCGGGGGUGUACACGGCGGAUCUGGGGCUGGACGAUACGUUGCCGCGCGCGCUGCAGCAUCCGAAUAAUGUGUGGGCGUUGCAUGGGUUACAUGAGUGUUUGGGGAAGUUGGGGAGGGAGGGGGAGGCGCGGAUUGUGAAGAAGUUGUUGGAUUUGACGGCGGCGACGGCGGAUGUGGUUGUUACUGCGUCUUGCGCGUGUAGGACUGGUGUUGUGCCUGCUGAAGAGGCGGCGAGACUCUGA
Neohortaea acidophila is the source of this 1695-nucleotide messenger RNA. Its product is annotated as TPR domain protein. Gene Ontology annotation, cellular component: intracellular anatomical structure. Lineage: Eukaryota; Fungi; Ascomycota; Dothideomycetes; Mycosphaerellales; Teratosphaeriaceae. Gene Ontology annotation, molecular function: protein binding. Bases 1 to 1695 code for a protein of 564 amino acids. The record is from RefSeq and is a predicted model, not a curated record. The transcript has a single exon.